AUGGAUUUAAUAAAUAAUAAUAAAAAUUUAUAUAUUGGGAUUAUGAGCGGAACAUCACUUGAUGGUAUUGAUGUCGUUCUAACAGAAAUUAACAAUAGUGGAAUUAAAGUAUUAAAAAGCUAUACACAUCCAUUACCAGAAACAACAAGAAAAGAAAUAUUAUCAAUAAACCAAGGUCAACAAACAACAUUAGUUAAAAUUGGUAAAAUCAAUAGAGAUUUAGGUAUAUUAUAUGGUGAAGCUGUAAUAGAAUUAUUGAAAUUGGUUAAGAGGGAUAAUAAUAGUUUUAGCAAAGAUGAUAUUGUAGCCAUAGGAAAUCAUGGCACAACAGUUUAUCAUAUGCCAGAAGAGGGUUUUACAAUACAACUAGGUGAUAACAAUAGGGUUGCAGCAAUGACAAAUAUCAAUGUAGUGGGUGAUUUUAGAUCAAGAGAUAUAGCUUUAGGUGGUCAAGGUGCACCAUUAGUUCCAGCUUUUCAUAAAUUCAUACUAUCAGAUGAUACCGAAAAAAGAAUAGUAUUAAAUAUAGGUGGCAUAUCAAAUAUUACUUUAUUAAUACCAAAUGGUGAUACUCUAGGUUUUGACACUGGUCCAGGUAAUAUAGUAAUGGAUAGUUGGAUACAACAAAUAAAAAAUGAAGCAUUCGACCAAGAUGGUCAAUGGGCAAAAUCAGGUACUAUUAAUGUUAAACUUUUAGACGCAAUGUUAAACUCUACAGACUAUUUCAUCAAAUCUCCACCAAAAAGUACAGGAAGAGAGUUAUUUAAUAUAGGAUGGUUAAACAAAAUACUGCUUCAAGAUGCUUUCAAAGAAAUUAAAUCAGAGGAUGUUCAAGCUACCUUACUAGAGUUAACAUGUAAGUCAAUUGUGGAGGAAAUUAAAAAAACAAAUAUUACCUUUGACAGAGUAUUGGUAUGUGGCGGUGGUGCUAAAAACUCAAUGAUUAUAAAACGUUUAUCAGAACUUUUAUCUCCAUUUAAUACAAAGGUUUCUUUAACCGAUGACCAUGGUGGUGUCCCAACUCAAGACAUGGAGGCCGCAGCAUUUGCAUGGUUAGCAUAUCGUACAAUUAAUAGAAAGCAUGGUAAUUUAAAAGAAGUAACAGGUGCUUCUGAAAAUACAAUAUUGGGAUCAAUUUAUUUAAAAAAUUAA
Messenger RNA from Dictyostelium purpureum, 1152 nucleotides. RefSeq lists its product as uncharacterized. NCBI's taxonomy places the organism in Eukaryota, Evosea, Eumycetozoa, Dictyosteliales, Dictyosteliaceae. Bases 1 to 1152 code for a protein of 383 amino acids. Gene Ontology annotation, biological process: amino sugar metabolic process; peptidoglycan turnover. The transcript has a single exon. The record is from RefSeq and is a predicted model, not a curated record. Gene Ontology annotation, molecular function: ATP binding; phosphotransferase activity, alcohol group as acceptor.